Messenger RNA from Guyanagaster necrorhizus, 2195 nucleotides. RefSeq lists its product as uncharacterized. Bases 37 to 1986 code for a protein of 649 amino acids. NCBI's taxonomy places the organism in Eukaryota, Fungi, Basidiomycota, Agaricomycetes, Agaricales, Physalacriaceae. Gene Ontology annotation, biological process: lipid metabolic process. The record is from RefSeq and is a predicted model, not a curated record. Gene Ontology annotation, molecular function: phosphatidate phosphatase activity. The transcript is spliced from 6 exons. Gene Ontology annotation, cellular component: actin cortical patch.
UGAACAGCUUCCAUCAUAACAUGUCCUGAUACCACAAUGUCUGAAGAGAUGCCUACCUCCUGGAAAUCGCUGGCAAGUACUGCAUCCAAUCGCUUAAAGGGGUACAUUGCGCAGAAAGACCUCCGGACUCGAAAUAUUAACCUUCAACGACGGCUCGGCGUAGACACUGACAAUGGGCAAUCUUGGAAAGAAUGGGCUGGCCAGAAGAUUAGCAAUAAAUUGUUGCAGAACAGCAGCCCGGGUAUAGAGAAGCUUGCUCUGUUUCCUGGAUGGGCGGUAAGAAAAUAUUUAUCCGACAAUGAGAAUGAAGGUCCAUUCGAGGUUGACGUCUACGUUUCAGGGUUCGCCUCCAUUCAUAGGUCGCAGGAGUCCGCAAGUCGGUCUGAGAAAGCUUUUAUGAGUCUAGCAAAAAGCUUUGCCUCGUUGCCUAAGCUGGACUCUGAAGGUGGAGCAGAGGGUUCAUUAGGUCGAGCCAGCGCGUCUACUGAAGAACUGCUGGGCACCAUCAAGCUACCACCGCGGCCACAGGAAAUCACGGAGGAGUUCGAAGUAGAGGCACUCGAGAGACAGUUUCGGCGUCUCAAUGAGAGCCAGUCUUCUGUGGAUAUCACUCAUUCACCAUCGCGGUCGUCCUCCUCAUACGACACACCACCUCUGGCUGACUAUGAGUCGACAACAAAACUAUCAGGCGACCUUCGCAAGUUUCACGCCAAUUUGGAAGCCAGGCUGCAGCCUUUCUGGUCCUCAGUUCUCCCCGGUCGAAUGGUGAACAUCUGUCUCUUUCCAAAACCUCUCAAUGCAGCGGAUGAUCCAACGAGCAACAGUCCUCUCGCAUCUCAGGACGUUUCUACAGCAGCAGAUGGAAGUUUUCAAAUGCGGUUUACCAUCAGAUGGGAAGAUAUGUGUCAGCACCCUGGGGCGCUCCAUAUAGCGUUCGGAGAACGCAAUGUCGAACAUGAACUGAUAGCUGCAGCUCGACUUCUGCCUCCUCCAUCCCCUUCCGCCUCCCUGGUUGUAGAUCUGGUCGUCCCCGAACCUGUUUCGCCUAUAAUAAUUGCUAGAAUUCCUUUGACCUACAGCCCUAUUCGUGUUAUAUCGGAUAUCGAUGAUACCAUCAAACAUUCGGACGUGCCUGGAGGUGCCCGCAGCGUUUUCCGCAAUGUUUUUGUCAAGGAUCUAGACGAUCUUGUUAUACCGGGAAUGGGAGAGUGGUAUACCGGGAUGUGGAAGAAAGGUGUUCGCUUUCAUUACGUGUCAAACGGCCCCUUUGAGCUACUGCCUGUUCUGGGGGAUUUUUUCAACGUCGCGCACUUGCCUCCGGGGUCAAUAAAACUCAAGUCCUAUGCGGGCCGUUCCUUAUUCAGUGGUCUAUUAUCGGCUCCCGCCGCACGUAAACGCAAUGCAGUCCUGGAAAUUCUAGAUUCAUUUUCCCAUUCUCACUUCAUACUCAUUGGCGAUACCGGCGAGCAAGAUAUGGAGCUCUAUGCAGAAUUCGCCAGUCAGAGACCUAAACAGGUUCUGGCUGUAUUUAUUCGGCAUGCACAUAAUGGAGAACCGCUCGAAGAUCCAACGGGAUCACAUCCCACCAGAGACAUCGAGUUUCGUUCGGCACCCCCAGCGUACGGCUCCGAGUCAGGAACUAUGCGCGCUUCUCGACGUACGUCUUCAGGAGCGUUCUCAGCGACGUACGCCGUUCGAACGCCUACAACUUCCCGCAAAGAUUCGAGCCGGCCCAACAACGACUACUUUGCUUAUCCUCUAACUGACGAACCAGAUUCGAUCGCUGAGAAAGAGUCGUCCGGAUUGUUCUUCACGUCAAAUUCCCGGAUGCCUUCUACGCCUCCACGUCUGAUGGAGGCAGAGAAGAAGAAACUGGAGUUGCAGAUGCGCAUUUACAGUGCGAGAGCGAUGAUCCCGAAGCAUAUACCUUUUCGUGUCUUCAGAUCUCCGGAGGAUUGUGUGGAAAUACAUCAGAUUUUGUCGUAGUUAUAUUUCAUGGACGCUUGGUGUUGUAUCGUAUAUUAUCUCGUAUCAUUUGAUAAUUUGGGUCGUGCUAACUGGCGGGAGUCGGUAGGGGCUUGAAUUUGGCGGGUUGAAAGACCCGGUUGUUAACAAAACGUACAUGGCAAUGGAGGCAGGCAAACAGGUAGCAUUAGGUGGAAAUCUCUUUUACCGCAACAGUAAGCAUCUUCAGG